Mizuhopecten yessoensis (Yesso scallop) is the source of this 1198-nucleotide messenger RNA. RefSeq lists its product as uncharacterized. The record is from RefSeq and is a predicted model, not a curated record. Lineage: Eukaryota; Metazoa; Mollusca; Bivalvia; Pectinida; Pectinidae. Gene Ontology annotation, molecular function: protein binding. The transcript is spliced from 2 exons. The coding region runs from base 548 to 1198 and encodes 216 amino acids.
GAAGAUAAAGACGGAUGUCAAUCGAGAAGGCACGUUAGAAGCCAACACAAUGCCGGUAAUGUUCGGAUUGGUCCUGUGUCUCUACAGUAGCGUUAGGUGUGUGGAUGGGACCAUUUCCCAGCCGAAUGAUCCGUCGCUACUGCAUUUGGACGGUGAUCGCUACGUCGACCAGAAGUUUGAAAGGAUAGAGCGUCUACUGCUGCAGAAAGAUGAUAGGAUUUUCGAACUUGAGGCUAAAUUGGCAAGUCACAUGACCGCGUACACAAAUUACGUCACUAACAAUGCCAUUGAAAUGGAAUUCGUGAACUCGGCACUGGCUCAACUUCAACAAGAUGUUACAUAAAAGGACCAGCUUUUACAGGAACUUCAGCGACGGGUAUUAGGUUUAGAGACAGUUGAUUCAAAUAGAGACGACCCCAGAGAAAGACUUCCUCAGUCUACUGACGAUGACGUCAUACCAAAACACAAAACCAACGUUGAACCAUUAAUCGCUACCCUUCAUGAAACUGAGCUAAUUGACGCCACUCCUCGUGUUUCCGGUGAAGUGAUGAAUGGUGGUUUUGAACCAAACAACAUGACUAAUCUGGACACUGUAGUGCGAUCUCGGAGUGUUGUAAAGAGUGAAAGCUCUUACAAGAUGGACGAUAAUGAUGGCGUGAAAGUCAUGUCAGUGGUUGAAAAUGAUGACGUCAUUAUAAAAUCAAUACCAAACGAAGCUCUCAGAUCAGACGAAGAACAGGGUGUUGAUAAUCGCGGUUCAGGACGAAAAAGAGUAGCCCCUUAUCCUGUUUCUAACGUGGCCUUCCAUGCCGAGAUGACUGUGACCGGGACUGUGGUAAAAGGCUCUCCCUUAGUAUACAACCACGAGGUUCUAGAUCACGGAGAUGGGUACAGUGCCACCGACGGUAUGUAUCUUGUACCAGAGUCUGGUACGUACGUAAUCACGUGGACAACCGUUACCUAUCACGAUUUUGCGCAGACGUUUCUGAUUGUGAACGGCGAAAGAAGAGGUUCAUCCAUGACAGAUUCUCACGCAGUAACGGACGUUCACCAGGCCACAAUGAUCGUCGUCCUGACACUCAACGAAGGCGACCACGUUUCUAUACGUGUGGGUACCCUUGGGCACGGUACAAUACACACCUCCGAUAUUAACUCCAAACCCACAUUUUCUGGAUGGAAGCUGUACGGGACCCAGUGA